Naegleria gruberi is the source of this 2049-nucleotide messenger RNA. RefSeq lists its product as uncharacterized. Bases 1 to 1983 code for a protein of 660 amino acids. The transcript has a single exon. The record is from RefSeq and is a predicted model, not a curated record. Lineage: Eukaryota; Heterolobosea; Eutetramitea; Acrasida; Naegleriidae.
AUGUAUAUCCAUUCUGGAGGAGAUGAUUAUUAUUUACCUCCAUCAGCUGAAAGAGAUGACUCUUCAGUUCAUUCUGGAUCGGAGAGGAAUGAUUCAUCCAUGUUGGGUAGUAUACCUGAAGAUAUCGAUGAUGAUAAUCUUGGUAUCAAGGAAUAUGGAAGUUUUGCACCACAGUCAAAACAAGAUUUCUCCUCUCCAGUAUCUUUGAGACCUCCAGUUAGAUUCCCUACACCUACUGUCCCUCUGCCACCUUCUCGUCCACCAACUCUCCAAUCUCUCUCUAACCCAAGACCUUCACUCCCACCAUCUGUUGCUAAUACUACUAAUGCAAUUUCAACACCAUCCCAACAAUAUCCAUCAAGUCCUUCCAAUACAUUCCAAGAAUUCGUAUCAGGUGAAGAAUACAAGAGACCUGUUAUUCUUUCUCCAUAUGAUGAUUCACAUUUCCAUCUUGUUGAUGAAAAGAGCCGAGUUAAACAAUCGUCGCCUCCUAAAAAAGCAACCACUUCAACAAGUACCACAUCAAAGACAACCAAUUCAAGUACUACUAGUAACAGUAUUAAUUCUACAAAUCAUACAUCUGCUGCUGUUACUUCAGUUAAAUCAUCUAAUGGAACAACAACAACAUUUGAGCCAAAAAACAAUCAAGUAGGUCUAAAGACACUGCUGGCUCAAAAACAACAACAAAUGCAACAACAAAAAGAAGACAAAAUGGAAACUGAUGAAAAAACAAAGGAAGAUAAGAAGGAAGAAAAGGUCAAGGAAGAAAAGCCUAAAAAAACCACUAAGACAUCAAAGAAAAAAUCUAAGAAGGAUUCAGAUUCAGAAUCGGAAUAUGUGGAUGAAUCGGAAUCAGAUGAAUCAGAUAAAAAACCAUCUAAAAAGACUAAAAAGAAGGAAAAGAUUAAGAAACCAACCAAACCAAAAACAACCAAAAAGGAAACUAAAAAAGAGGAAGAGAAAAAGGAAACUAAAAAGGAAACUAAAAAGGAAACCAAAAAGGAAACCAGAUCAAGUAAGAAGGAUAUUACUAUUCCAAGUCCUAAGCGAACACUAGAUCCGAGUGGUUCAGAGAAUGAAACCAACGGAGGUGAUGAGCCAAAAUCUAAAAAGAAUAAGAUUACAUCAUCAAUAAUUGAUGAACCAAUUACUGCUACUAUUACUACUAAACCUAGUGUGGAGACAAUUAGUGCUCCUGUUGUAAAAACUACAAGUCAAAUUGUUAAAGAGAAAUUAGAGGCCAGAAAGUCUCAAACCAGACCAAACGAAGAUCCUCCAAAGAAGAAAUCUGAAACAAAACAAACUCUUGCCAAGAAACAAAAACAUACUGCUGAUGAUAAGAUGAAACAAAAGAAGAGUUCAGAGGCAAUUUCGUACUAUCUGAGAGCAGGUAUCUUGUUUAGUGAAGGUGCUCACUUUUCAAAGGAAGCUUAUUUGAUUUCAUCCAAGGAAAACAAACAAACUUAUUUCUUUGAUGCAGUCAAUUUACUACAACAAACUGUUGCCUACUUGAAACAAAUUGCUAAAAUGGCUCUUCAACAUGGUGAAAUUCAAAAGGCUGCUCUCACUCAUCUGCUGUUAUUCACAACUGUGAAAGUGUGGUUCAAGCUGAAAUCAGAAACAAUUGUAAAGUAUAAGAAUUAUUUAAUGGCAAAAGUUAAUGAAUUGGGAGGAGCCUCAACAGGCAAUAGUCAAUCAACUUCUCCAGCUGUGACAUCCCCUCAAUCAGUCUCGACUCCUUCACCAAUUCAUAGCUCCAUGAAUGCUACAGAAGGUAUUCAGAAAAAGGAAGUGGAAAAACUUUGUAAAGAAUUAGACGUUGUUUCCCAACUUGCUGAACAAGAAGAUAAUUUAAAUCUUCAACUCAAGAACUUUGCUGUAUACAGAGAAGAUUCCGAACUAAUGAUUCGUGUCUAUCAGGGAGAUCUCAUGUUUGUCACAAUGUUCAUUGAAGAAGAAUUGAUAAAACUAGAUGUGUUUUAACAAUCCAAUAACAAUACAUUCAAUAACUUAUUUAAAUGCAACAAUAAAUAUAUAAGAUGAUUUAUU